CUCACCCGCGCGGCUGCGGGUUCCGCCCGGCGGGGAGAGCGGAGGACCCGGGCGGACUGGGAGGAGAGCCGGAGCGGAUCGGGAGCGGAGCGGUACCGGGGCCGGCCCGCCAUGGCGCGGGACCCGGCCUUCGUGCUGCGUUACCUGGCCGAGGUGGAGGAGCUGGCCGAGGACGUGCUGGCGGCGCGGCAGCAGAUCGUGGACCUGGACAUGAAGCGGAACCGGAACCGCGAGGCCCUGCGGGCGCUGCAGAAGGACCCGGAGCCCGAGGCCCAGGCCAUGGUUUGCUUCGGGGACAUGUUCAUCGAGCUCCCGAAAGCCAAGACCAAGGAGAUGCUGCAGAAGGACCAGGAGCAGCUGGAUGAAGAGAUAAACAACCUCCGGAAAGAGCUGCGCGUGAAGGUCAAUCGCCUCUACGAAGCUCAAGGUAAACCUGAGUUGAAGGGAUUUAACCUGAACCCCAUGACUGCUGAGGAAAUGAAGUUAAUCAAUCGCAUCCUGGAGUGCUGAGGCGGCCAUGCCAUUGUCACGGUCACACGUGGAGCUCACACUGCAAUAGCUGUAGCUCUUGGGGUGUGCAGGACGUCAAUGUGCCAGCAGCUGCCUGGGCCAGGGACCUGGCAGGUGCUGGGAAGCAUUUGGCUCCUCAGCUACGACAUUGCAGCUUCCUGGGAUCGCAAACCCUUUCCUGCUCCUCGUUGCAGAGCCAUGGCUGGGACAUUGCGCUGGGCGAAUACCCGUGGCUGGGGUGGAGGUGGGAUUAUUGUUAAAUAAUAAAAUCCGAACAGCGAGGCAUUCUUA
Messenger RNA from Columba livia (rock pigeon), 801 nucleotides. It is a transcript of the gene PDRG1, whose product is annotated as p53 and DNA damage regulated 1. The transcript has 5 exons. Gene Ontology annotation, cellular component: prefoldin complex. The coding region runs from base 112 to 510 and encodes 132 amino acids. Gene Ontology annotation, biological process: protein folding. Lineage: Eukaryota; Metazoa; Chordata; Aves; Columbiformes; Columbidae. The record is from RefSeq and is a predicted model, not a curated record.